AUGGUGAAUGUUCCUAAAACCCACCGGACUUUCUGUAAGAAGUGGGGCAAGUACCAACCCCACAAAGUAACACAGUACAAGAAGGGCAAGGAUUCUCUGCAGGCCCAGGGAAAGUGGCAUUCUAACAAGAAGCAGAGUGGCUAUGGUGGGCAGACUAAGUUGAUUUUCUGGAAAAAGGCUAAAACUACAAAGAUUGUGCUAAGGUUUGAGUGUAUGGAACCCAACUGCAGAUCUAAGAGAAUGCUGGCUAUUAAAAUAUGCAAGCAUUUUGAACUGGGAGGAAAUAAGAAGAGAAAGGGCCAAGUGAUCCAGUUCUAAGUGUCA
This is a messenger RNA of Chlorocebus sabaeus (green monkey), 324 nucleotides long. RefSeq names its product large ribosomal subunit protein eL42-like. Lineage: Eukaryota; Metazoa; Chordata; Mammalia; Primates; Cercopithecidae. The record is from RefSeq and is a predicted model, not a curated record. Gene Ontology annotation, biological process: translation. Gene Ontology annotation, cellular component: ribosome. Gene Ontology annotation, molecular function: structural constituent of ribosome.